Molecule: messenger RNA, 2692 nt
Organism: Phyllopteryx taeniolatus (common seadragon)
Lineage: Eukaryota; Metazoa; Chordata; Actinopteri; Syngnathiformes; Syngnathidae
Gene: tesk2
Product: testis associated actin remodelling kinase 2
Exons: 13
Coding region: 579-2444 (621 amino acids)
Biological process (GO): actin cytoskeleton organization; protein phosphorylation
Cellular component (GO): nucleus; cytoplasm
Molecular function (GO): protein serine/threonine kinase activity; ATP binding
Source: RefSeq, a predicted model, not a curated record
GGGUCAGUGAGAGGGAAGGGGAGAGUCGAGCUGUCAAACAUCGCGCUGAAUUAUCGCCGCGGGCGGACAAAAACAGCGAACAUGCCUCCACUGGUGGGAAGGAGAACAUUUUAGAAAGAGAAUUUGAGCAACGUCGUCUUCGGCAAACGUGAGGAGGACGUUUUGGGGGAGGGAACGUUGUAGGUUCGUGGUGGGCGAGCUAGCCAACCUCUUUGCUAGCUUGAGUUUUGUUGACAAACGAGCCGAGCCAGCGAGUUAGCUCCCAACACCCACUUACGUUGGACUUCUAACUUGAUCUUUUUAAAAAAAAAAAUUUGUUUUUUUUACUUUUCCUCGCUACGGAAUUACCAAGCAUGAACUACCCUCGGCAAGUCCAAACAGGUCUCCACCGGAUCACCGCCCUACAUGUGAGAGCCCCUCCGCCCAGGAGGACCCCCACAGCCGUGAGCAGCCACCACUGAGCCCUCCUCGGCAACUGGACAACAAUCCGGUGCGUUUGUCAUGUGGGUACAGCACAGAAGAAGACUCGCGUUACCCCCACUGGUGUCGCCAUCUUUAUCGUCGUCGUCAUCAUCGUCAUGGACCGGAAUAAACGCAACUCGAUCGCCGCGUUCCCAACGCGACCCGAACGCGUCGCCGAGGACAGAGAUGGUGUCGGGGGGCUAGGAGUGUGCGAGAUGGGCACGGGGCCACCAUCGCAGGUGGGCAGGGUGUGCCCUUCGUCCUACAGGGCCCUCAUCAGUGCCUUCUCCUGCCUUACGCGCCUGGACGAUUUCACCUGCGAGUGGAUUGGCUCCGGUUUCUUCUCAGACGUCUACAAAGUGUGCCACCGAGCGUCGGACCAAGUGAUGGCGCUCAAGAUGAACAAGCUGAGCAGCAACAGAGCCAACAUGCUGAGAGAAGUGCAGCUAAUGAACCGCCUCUCGCACCCCAACAUACUCAGGUUCAAGGGAGUGUGUGUGCACGAGGGCCAGCUACACGCCUUGACGGAGUACAUCAACGGCGGCAACCUGGAGCAGCUUCUGGACAGCAACAAGCACCUGAGCUGGUUAGCCAGAGUCAAGCUGGCCAGCGACCUUGCCAGCGGUCUGGCCUACCUGCACGCCAAAGGCAUCUUCCACCGAGACCUCACCUCCAAGAACUGUUUGAUCAAAUGCGACGACAGCGGCUACACGGCGGUGGUGGGAGACUUCGGAUUGGCCGAGAAGAUCCCCGCCAAUCUCACGGAAGGAGCGAAGCUAUCAGUCGUGGGCUCUCCUUUCUGGAUGGCUCCUGAGGUUCUAAGGGAUGAACCUUACAACGAGAAGGCUGACGUCUUCUCCUACGGCAUCAUCCUCUGUGAGAUCAUCGCCAGGAUCCAGGCUGACCCUGACUUUCUCCCACGCACAGAGAACUUCGGCCUGGACUAUCACACCUUCCAGCACAUGGUUGGGGACUGUCCGCCCGAUUUCCUCCAGCUGGCGUUCAACUGCUGCAAUAUGGACCCCACGCUGCGGCCAUCCUUCCCGGACAUGGUGCGACACCUGGACGAGAUGCCGGUGCACCUCAAAUUGGGCGACGCGGCGCACCAGUGCCCCACACUGGCCGGAGAGGGUGACAAAAAGACGGUGGCCCCCAAAGGGGAGAAGAUUCAGGGCUUGAAGCGUCUCAACCCGCUGAUAUUCCCCGAUGACAAAAUCCCGCCCAAAUCGCCGCGCCCCCGCCGCAACAUCUGGCUGAGUCGCAGCCAGUCGGACAUCUUCUCGUGCAAGACGGCGAGGAUGGUGAACGUGCAGGACCCGUACUACGAGCCGCCGGCCUCACGGAGGGCAGCAAAGGCGCACAAGGUCAACCCGUUCAUGGCGCGUGAGGACCUGUGCGGCGGCAACAUCAAGUUCUACGACGUGCCCAGCAAGUCUGUGUUCUCGCUGGUCUUCGACCUGCGCUCGCCGCCGGGCAGCGCCUUCACCAAUCGGCCGCCGGGGCACGCCUCGGGCGCCGCCGCCGCUUCCGCGUCCUUCUACUGGCAGCAGCUGCCGGGAAGACAGUGUCACUCCUUGCCGGUGUCGCCCCAGCUGCCUCGCUCGGAGUUCCUGCACCACCACCACGCCAUCGUCGCAACCGCCUCGGCCGUCAACAACAACAACAACAAUGGCCCCCUGCCCUGCAACACACACCCGCUGGCCUCCACCAUGACGCCGGCCGCCUGCCGGUCCGAGGCAGGCCUGACGGGAAGCGAAGCGAGACACAAGGUUGUGCUGAGUGGCUGGGCCGGGAAAUACACAGUAGUGGAGAUCCCGCCGUACUGCGGGCCGGAGGCCGGAGACGAGACGGUCAGCGGCAGCGGCGAGGACGACGACGUGUUUGGCGAGAGCUGGUCUCCGAACGCCCCCCUCGGCGAGGCCAUGGACUGCUCCAGCAUGUUGGAGGACCAACACAUGCAUGUCAUGCCACCCCGGGACUGAAGGGGGCAACGUGGACUAAAGAAUGUGAAGAAAGCGCAUUAAAAGCUUUUCUAACACAGCCUUGAUGCCAGUCGCAUUCAAAACGCUGUUAAUGCUAAUAUUGUUUAUAUUUAUUAUUAUUACAGGAUGACUUUGAUUGUUUCCCUCGAUUUCCCACCCCCCCCAAAGAUCAUGUUUAUGUUUUGGCGCCCGAACGGAUCUCACCAGUAAAAGUGGACAAUUCACCGACCGCUUUGUCGUCUUCCCAA